Procambarus clarkii (red swamp crayfish) is the source of this 4236-nucleotide messenger RNA. Lineage: Eukaryota; Metazoa; Arthropoda; Malacostraca; Decapoda; Cambaridae. The record is from RefSeq and is a predicted model, not a curated record.
AUGGCGGCAAUCAUCAGGAGCCUCCUUUACCUUGGUGUUGUGGGCACGUGUCUGGCUCAGCAACGGACUUACCUCCCGCCAACCAACGGAUUCAGCGGUAACGGAGGAAAUGGAGCCAAUGGAAACGGUAAUGGUGUUCACACAAACGGCAAUGGAAAUGGCAACGGUAACGGUGUAAAUGGUAAUGGUGCUUACACAAACGGCAAUGGAAAUGGCAACGGUAACGGUGUAAACGGUAAUGGUGUUUACACAAACGGCAAUGGAAAUGGCAACGGUAACGGUGUAAACGGUAAUGGUGUUUACACAAACGGCAAUGGAAAUGGCAACGGUAACGGUGUAAAUGGUAAUGGUGCUUACACAAACGGCAAUGGAAAUGGCAACGGUAACGGUGUAAAUGGUAAUGGUGUUUACACAAACGGCAAUGGAAAUGGCAACGGUAACGGUGUAAAUGGUAAUGGUGCUUAUACAAACGGCAAUGGAAAUGGCAACGGUAACGGUGUAAAUGGUAAUGGUGCUUACACAAACGGCAAUGGAAAUGGCAACGGUAACGGUGUAAAUGGUAAUGGUGCUUACACAAACGGCAAUGGAAAUGGCAACGGUAACGGUGUAAAUGGUAAUGGUGCUUACACAAACGGCAAUGGAAAUGGCAACGGUAACGGUGUAAAUGGUAAUGGUGCUUACAAUAACGGCAAUGGAAAUGGCAACGGUAACGGUGUAAAUGGUAAUGGCGCUUACACAAACGGCAAUGGAAAUGGCAACGGUAACGGUGUAAAUGGUAAUGGUGUUUACACAAACGGCAACGGUGCCGUUAACGGGAUCUUUAAUGGCAUUUUCGACCCCAUCGCUGCCCUUGGUGACGCUAUUGGAGGCGGAGGCGUCCCCGGCGUGGACUAUCCCAUCCUGGCUUCAGUCCCACUCACCGGAUUCUCCUGCACCGGACAAAUCCCCGGAUACUACGCUGAUACUGCCCCAGAGGCCGGAUGUCAGGUUUUCCACAUCUGCCAGGCUGAUGGCAGGAGCGACUCUUUCCUCUGUCCCAACGGCACCAUCUUCAACCAGCAGUACUUCGUGUGUGACUGGUGGUACAACUUCGACUGUUCCACCGCCCAGCAGUUCUACGGUCUCAACGCUCAGAUCGGCGUGAUUAUCGCAAACUCCAACGGCAAUGGAGUUGGAGUUGUUAAUGGCAAUGGUCUCGUCAACGGUAAUGGUAACGGAGCUGUAGUUAAUGGGAAUGGAUAUACUAAUGGCAACGGUCUCGUCAACGGCAAUGGUAACGGAGCUGCAGUUAAUGGGAAUGGAUAUACGAAUGGCAACGGUCUCGUCAACGGAAAUGGAGCUGCAGUUAAUGGUAAUGGAUAUACCAAUGGCAAUGGUCCCGUCAACGGCAAUGGUAAUGGAUAUACUAAUGGCAACGGUAAUGGUAAUGGCGUUCCAGUUAAUGGUAACGGAUAUACGAAUGGCAACGGUCUCGUCAACGGCAAUGGUAACGGAGCUGCAGUCAAUGGGAACGGAUAUACCAAUGUCAACGGUCUCGUCAACGGUAAUGGUAACGGAGCUGCAGUCAAUGGGAACGGAUAUACCAAUGGCAACGGUCUCGUCAACGGUAAUGGUAACGGAGCUGCAGUUAAUGGGAACGGAUAUACCAAUGGCAACGGUCUCGUCAACGGUAAUGGUAACGGAGCUGCAGUUAAUGGGAACGGAUAUACCAAUGGCAACGGUCUCGUCAACGGUAAUGGUAACGGAGCUGCAGUUAAUGGGAACGGAUAUACCAAUGGCAACAGUCUCGUCAACGGUAAUGGUAACGGAGCUGCAGUUAAUGGGAACGGAUAUACCAAUGGUAACGGUCUCGUCAACGGUAAUGGUAAUGGAGCUACAGGUAAUGGAAAUGGUUACACCAAUGGCAACGGUAAUGGAUAUACUAGCACAAACGGUAAUGGUAAAGUAAAUGGUUUAACGAACGGUAAUGGUGUUAACGGUAACGGCGUUAACGGUAAUGGCAAUGGCAACGGACACCGUAAUGGCAAUGGCCACGUAAAUGGUAAUGGCGGCUACAGGAAUGGAAACGGUAACAAUGGUUACACUAAUGGAAACGGGAAUGGCAAUGGCGUUUAUACGAAUGGUAAUGGUGUCCACAAGAACGGAAACGGUGUUUACACGAACGGAAAUGGAGGUUAUUCAAACGGCGUUAAUGGUUUGAAUGGAAACGGUGCAGUCGCUAAUGGAUUCAUAAACGGAAAUGGUGGCUACACCAAUGGUAAUGGCGGAAUAAAUGGAAAUGGUAACGGUGUGACCAUCGGCAAUGGAUAUGUUAAUGGAGGAUAUGCCAACGGUAAUGGGAAUGGAAUAAUAAACGGAAACGGCAAUAGAGUUAUCAAUGGCAACGGUAAUGGAGUGAUCAACGGCAACGUCAACGGAGUGGUCAACGGUAACGGUGUGAUUAACGGGAACGGAUUCUACAACGGCCUGGUAGACCCCAUCGCCGCCCUUGGUGAUGCUAUUGGAGGCGGAGGCGUCCCCGGCGUGGACUAUCCCAUCCUGGCUUCUGUCCCACUCACCGGAUUCUCCUGCACCGGACAAAUCCCCGGAUACUACGCUGAUACUGCCCCAGAGGCCGGAUGUCAGGUGUUCCACAUCUGCCAGGCCGAUGGCAGGAGCGACUCUUUCCUCUGUCCCAACGGCACCAUCUUCAACCAGCAGUACUUCGUGUGUGACUGGUGGUACAACUUCGACUGUUCCACCGCCCAGCAGUUCUACGGUCUCAACGCUCAGAUCGGUCUCACCAAUGGUAAUGGUAACGGGUAUUCCAACGGCAUCGUUAACGGAAUUGUCAACGGUAAUGGAAUUUACGCCAACAGAGUCAAUGGAAACGGUAAUGGCAUCAAGAAUGGUAAUGGGUAUACCAAUGGCAAUAUUAACGGAGGCAACGGUAACGGUUUCAUCACUGGGAACGGAGGUAAUGGCGUGACCAAUGGUAAUGGCUAUACCAACGGUAACGGCGUUAACGGUAAUGGUUAUACCAACGGUAACGGAGUCAAUGGUAAUGGAUAUACCAACGGUAAUGGAUAUACUAACGGUAAUGGUAUCAACGGCAAUGGUUAUACCAACGGUAACGGAGUCAAUGGUAAUGGCCUUACCAACGGCAUCAAAGGUAACGGCGUCAACGGUAAUGGAUAUCCCAACGGUAACGGCCUCAACGGUAAUGGCGUCAACGGUAAUGGAAUCAACGGUAACGGAUAUAGCAACGGUAACGGCGUCAACGGUAAUGGAUAUACCAAUGGUAACGGCGUCAACGGUAAUGGCGUCAACGGUAACGGCGUCAACGGUAAUGGAUAUACCAAUGGUAAUGGCGUCAACGGUAAUGGCUAUACCAAUGGUAACGGCGUGAACGGUAAUGGCGUGAACGGUAAUGGCUAUACCAAUGGUAACGGCAUCAAUGGCAACGGAGUCAAUGGUAAUGGCUAUACCAAUGGUAAUGGCGUCAACGGUAAUGGCGCCAACGGUAACGGCAUCAACGGAAAUGGCUAUACCAAUGGUAACGGCAUCAAUGGUAAUGGCUAUACCAAUGGUAACGGCGUCAAUGGCAACGGAGUCAAUGGUAAUGGCAUCAAUGGUAAUGGCUAUACCAAUGGUAACGGCGUCAGUGGCAACGGAGUCAAUGGUAAUGGUGUAAACGGUAACGGCAUCAACGGUAAUGGCGUCAAUGGUAACGGCAUCAACGGUAAUGGAUUUAGCAUAGCAUCGCCAGCCUCUCCCUCCGGGUUGUACCAGACGCCCAGCUUCUAGACGACGCGUCACACGACGCUUGUAAACAUUGUCUUGUGACAAACCGCAGCUGCUGUUGCAGGACGCUUCUCUAUCAUUCUGUAGCUGAAGACGUUCAAGUAAAUAUUCCUCAAGAGGUAGCUUAAGCCACUGAUCCAAACUGCUGAGCCUGACGAGUUCUGGUACACAUAGGGAUGUGUACCAGAACUGAAUGUGUACUAGGGUUCAGAUCACAGAUGGACGACCUCUUUACUUAAUUGAUGCUUGGCAAAAAUUUUACGUAUUCUUAUUUAUAUACAUAAUAUAAAAAAUUAUAUCCUGAAAUUAAAAUACGUCAUAAUAAUAUUUGUUCAUAAGUUGAUUUGUAAAGUAUUACGUUUCUUUUCUACGCUCAGUGAUUGCCUUUUGUCUCUUCUUCCAAACUGUAAUAUAUUAUAUUUUAUUGCUUGCUUUAUAUGCUGAUUUAUAUUU